GAAAAAUAAUUCUGGCCACCCUGGUCAUGAAACAGAUGAGUCACAAACGUCAUAAGUGAAAGCUGCAGGAAAGCGAAGAGAACAUUGAAUUUUAAAAAGUUUUAUUUGUUUUUGCGUAUGAAACUAGUAAAGUGAACGUCAUUUCGUAGUUAGUCAAACCAUUCCACAAUAAUGGCCGGCAUGCCAGAUCAGCAGUUCCUGUGGAACAUCUUUCAGAAGGUCGAUCGAGAUCGAAGCGGAUACAUCUCAGCCGACGAACUACAGCAGGCCUUAUCUAAUGGAACGUGGAACCCGUUCAAUCCAGAAACCGUCCGACUAAUGAUCGGUAUGUUUGAUCGUUCGAACCGGGGUUGUGUCAACUUUCAGGAUUUCGGUGCGCUCUGGAAGUAUGUGACCGAUUGGCAAAAUUGUUUUCGUUCAUUCGAUACGGACAACUCUGGCAACAUCGAUAAAAAUGAACUCAAAGCGGCUUUGACUGCAUUCGGAUACCGUCUCUCAGAUGGACUGUACGAUACACUGAUCAGAAAGUUUGAUCGAUACGGCAAGGGCACAAUAUUGUUUGAUGAUUUUAUCCAAUGCUGCGUGAUUUUGUAUACGCUGACUUCCGCUUUUAGACAGUACGAUACGGAUCAGGACGGAGUAAUAACGAUUCAUUACGAACAGUUCCUUAAUAUGGUAUUCAGUCUGAAAAUUUAAUUUAUUGAUAUGAAACUGCACGUCCAUAUGAUGAAAAAGAAACGUUUAUUUUUAUACGAUCACUAAAAGUAAUUUUGAAUUCAGAAUUCAAUGGUAUUUCGUCGAUUAUUCAGUGCUUGUAUUGUUAAAUCGCAGGUGUAGUAUGGAUAGGGCAAGUUAAAAAUUGUACUGUUCCAUCCCUGUUGAGCAAAUUUCUCAAAUACUACAUUUCCUUUUCUUUUUAUUAUUCAUUUCCGAUUAAAUUUAUCUCUUUAUUACUGGUGUCACAUGUACCUAUAUCUUUUUUCGACAUUUUCCAAGAGUCAUGGCAGCCUAUUCCUUACAGCCAAAUGUAAACCGAUGAAUCAUGUUAACACGUGAAUACCUUUGUUACGUAUACACCAUCCAAAAUUUGUUGCGAGAGGAAAUGUUAUAAACAGUACAACAAUGUUACAAUAUGUAUAGUUACAGGUUUACCCUUUUCGUUAUUCUGUCUUAUAAGCUAUACAGAUAAUCGGAUAUAAGAACAAAUCAUUAAAUAGUUGCCAAACUGUUUUUUUUUUCUAUGAAAUAUGUUUACGUGAUUUACAACAGAAUAUUUUUUUAAAUACAGUUUCUCAACAGUUC
Molecule: messenger RNA, 1302 nt
Organism: Topomyia yanbarensis
Lineage: Eukaryota; Metazoa; Arthropoda; Insecta; Diptera; Culicidae
Product: programmed cell death protein 6
Exons: 2
Coding region: 172-696 (174 amino acids)
Molecular function (GO): calcium ion binding
Source: RefSeq, a predicted model, not a curated record